AUGCCUUACUCGACGAGCAUGGCGAGCGGGCGCUGCGACAAGCCGCCAGCUGGCAGCCGUCGCCCCGCCGACGUCGCACCGCCCGCGUUCGCCCCUCCUCGCCCUCGCCAACCACCUGCCUCGCUCGACUUCCCGGGCCCACUGAGGCGUCUCGUCGCCGUCCCGGCAGCAUCGUCGACAAUCCCGCAGAAGCGCGUCCUGCGGCCGAGACCGCCCGUCGUGCCGUCGGCGGCGGCCUCAUCAAGCUCUACCUCGUCGCGCAGCUCGGCCAACACAACGCGCGACAGCCGCCAGGUGCAGGCCAAGAAUCGCCAGUGGAACGACGAGGAGAGCGCGCUCGCUCAGCGCGCGGCGGAGCAGCACGGCCGGAGGUGGGCCUCGGUCGUCGAGGAGCUUGCCGCCGCCGGGUACAAGCGCAGCGAGAAGGCGGUCCAGAAGCACUUCGAGAAGCUGAAGGCGACGGCGGAAACCGGUACCGAAUUGCUCUACGGCGACUGGACGCCCAAGGAGGACCGCGAGGUCCUCAAGAUCGGCGACGAGUACGCCUGCGAGGACGACGAGCGCGGCGCAGAGAACGUCGACUGGGUGCGCGAGGCCGCCCGCGUCCCGGGGCGCUCCCGGCAUGCCCUCAGCUUGCGCCUGUCGUACCUGCGCAGGUCGGCCGGUCGCACCCGCAAGUACAAGCCGUCGCGCGCGUCUGCCGUCGAGGAGGACGAGUCGCUCGAGGAGGGCUCGGCGAGCCCGGCCUUUCAGGAGGGAGCAGCCGACGCCGCCUCGAGCGUCCCGGCACAGUCGCCGGGCCUUCCUCAGCCCGUCGACCCGACAACCUCGCUCUCGACGAGCCGACACGUCGCCGCCACACCUCCGGUCCUCAGCACUCCUCCUCUCGACUCGACACUCGCGACUGGUCCGCCUGCGCCUACGCCCGCCUCGCCCACGCUGGCAAAGCGUCGUCGCCUGGCGGUCGGCUCCGGCACGCUCGAGGACGGGUCGGCAACGAUGUCGCGGCGGCCCCUCGGUCGAGACGGUGCAGGGGAGCACGAGAAGUGGGGGGACUGA
This is a messenger RNA of Rhodotorula graminis WP1, 1059 nucleotides long. RefSeq lists its product as uncharacterized. Bases 1 to 1059 code for a protein of 352 amino acids. The record is from RefSeq and is a predicted model, not a curated record. Lineage: Eukaryota; Fungi; Basidiomycota; Microbotryomycetes; Sporidiobolales; Sporidiobolaceae. The transcript is spliced from 3 exons.